AUGGAUAUUCCCUCUCUGGUUGUUGGAUUAGGGUGGGAGUCGUUGACCGAGGAUCAACGCUUUCUCCAUUGUCCUGAAGCAGUAAGGCUAUUCUACGUGAACAUUCGUCGUGAUCAUGGACCUGAGCCACAAUCCUUCACAACCAUGGUUUACGACCAUGAAAUCAUUGUCACUCCUGCCUUACUUGCAUCGGUCCUCUCUCUUCCCCACUCAGGGAUUCAUGCCAGUUACGAGAGUGACUUUGUUGAACAUGGGUUCGACUUCUGUGCUGCUCUUGAUCGCCUGACCCGCGAUAUUGGCAAGGCCUUCCCCAAUCGACUCUCAGCUGGUCGACUUCCUGACGAUCUAAAGGUUCUUUAUUUUUUUAUCACCCGAUGCUUCCUUCCCAGAGACAUUGAUAGUGCUGGUCUUCUCCACUCCGACGAUCUCUGGAUUCUGAGUAAUUCUUGUGCGCAUCAACCCAUCAGUUAUGCAUCCUUGAUGUUCGCUCAUAUACUCAAAUUUGGUGGCGGAGGUUAUAGUGGUGCUCUACCCUUUGGACCCCUAAUCACUCGCUACUUUCAUCGCCUUGGCAUAGAUCUCCGGGAUAAGGUGGUUGUUUGCAACGUCCAUGAUGACUUGCGUCCCAAUCAUGUCCUUGUCCGCCUUGAUGCUGAUGUGGGCCGUCGUAAGUUCGUCUCUGGCUCAAGUUGCAGUCUCAGCCAUAGAUGGGGAAGUCAAGCGUCGAAAGCAAACUGCCAGUGGAAAGCCGACAAACCUGCUGGUUUGCAAAGAGCGACUAGAGCUAAUGGAUUUUGA
Molecule: messenger RNA, 798 nt
Organism: Linum tenue
Lineage: Eukaryota; Viridiplantae; Streptophyta; Magnoliopsida; Malpighiales; Linaceae
Source: the annotation of a GenBank genome assembly